Molecule: messenger RNA, 843 nt
Organism: Protomyces lactucae-debilis
Lineage: Eukaryota; Fungi; Ascomycota; Taphrinomycetes; Taphrinales; Protomycetaceae
Product: snare region anchored in the vesicle membrane C-terminus-domain-containing protein
Exons: 2
Coding region: 122-808 (228 amino acids)
Biological process (GO): intra-Golgi vesicle-mediated transport; macroautophagy; vesicle fusion with Golgi apparatus
Cellular component (GO): endoplasmic reticulum membrane; SNARE complex; ER to Golgi transport vesicle membrane
Molecular function (GO): SNAP receptor activity; SNARE binding
Source: RefSeq, a predicted model, not a curated record
AUCUGAUCGGUGAGGCCUCCGAGCUGAUGUGAGGUCGCAUCUCACCCUGCGGCCUUACACGACUUGAAACGACCACCAACAUCCAGCCAACAAACCAACACCCAACCAACUGCUACACAUCAUGGCAGAUACAUCCACAGAGCGCUUCGAUAGCUACGACGAAGACCUCCUUCUCCUCCUCACAGAAAUCACAUCCGCCCUACAAGAAGCAACAAGCGCCACCACCACCUCCGCAAACCGCCAAGCAAGUCUCUCAAAAGCCGAUCGUGCCUGUGAUGAAGCCAGGGAACUCGUUGGUGCACUUGAAUUAGAACUCCAAAACAUACCGACUGCAGGACGUACAAAAUUAACACAUCGUGUACGGGAACGCAAGUUGAAGUUGGAGCAAGCGCGGCGGAGUUGGAAGCAAGCGAAAGACGACGCAGCAUCGCGCGAUUUAUUCGGUGCGCGAGGUGAUGAUCGUUAUGGCGAGACGGAAGCAGAUGGUGCUGCGUAUGCACAAAGGAAUAGACUCCUCGCUGGUCAUGAACGGCUUGACAAUGCUUCUGCGCGAUUACAGAAUUCUCAGAGGUUGGCGAAUGAGACGGAGGGGAUUGGUGCUGGCAUCUUGCGAGACUUGUCGGCGCAGGGAGAGCAGAUUCGCAAUACGCGGGAGAGACUGAUGCAGGCGGACGGGUAUGUCGAUAAGAGCAUGAAGUCCCUGAAAAGCAUGGGCAGACGACUCAUCACCAACAAGAUCAUCACGGGCACCAUCAUUGCUGUUCUCAUCCUUCUCAUCUUGCUGGUCAUCUACAGCAAGUUCAAGUAAAACGCAAGAAGAUUAAUGAACCCAUGUCCUUUAUA